Molecule: messenger RNA, 4742 nt
Organism: Sceloporus undulatus (fence lizard)
Lineage: Eukaryota; Metazoa; Chordata; Lepidosauria; Squamata; Phrynosomatidae
Gene: MAP7D3
Product: MAP7 domain containing 3
Exons: 20
Coding region: 186-2747 (853 amino acids)
Biological process (GO): microtubule cytoskeleton organization
Cellular component (GO): microtubule cytoskeleton
Source: RefSeq, a predicted model, not a curated record
ACCACGGAGGAGGAGGAGGAGGAGGAGGGCGCGGCUUGGCUCAUGCGGAGCAUGCGCAGUGGGCCUGGCUCCCUCAGCCCCGCUUGGCGGUUCUCCGCCCGCGCUCGCUGCGGCUGCUGGGCGUGUGUCGCUGCUCGCGAGGUUGGCCCGGCGGCGGAGGAGGAGGAGGAGGCGGCAGGAGGAAGAUGGCGGAGGGCAACGGAGCCCCGCCGCCACCGUCGUCCUCGUCGUCCCUGAAGGGCCUCCGCGAGCAGAUGGUUGCUGCAGCUCAGGCAUUAGCAGAAGAAAGAAGAAUCCAAAGUGGUGGUAGUCCUGGUCCAAUUCCGUCUCCACUUAGCAUAAAAUCGUCAACUAAGCCAGUGAUAGAUGGCUCCAUCUUGAAAUCAGAGGAGAGGCAAAGACUAGCCAGGGAACGUAGAGAAGAGCGAGAGAAGCAACAUGCUGCCAAAGAAACUCAAAUACUGGAGAAGGAGAAGAAGGCAAAACUCCAAUAUGAAAAACAAAUGGAAGAGAAGCAGAAAAGAUUGAAGGAACAGAAGCUGAAAGAACAGCAAAGAAGAGCAGCAGUAGAGGAGAAGAGAAAACAAAAGAUUGAGGAGGAAAAGGAGCGUUAUGAAGCAGUGGUGCAUCGUACCUUGGAGCGGAGCCAGCGGCUGGAUACCAGGCAGAAGAGGUGGUCGUGGGGCGGUUCUGUAACAGAUUCUGAUGGUAAGACAGAGCCACCAACUACAGCUGAAGCCAACAAGCGCUCUACUUCCACAGUAAACCUCAAGCAUGCUGAAACUGUCAUCAAUAAGCGCCUUUCAUCUUCAGCAGCGCUCCUUAAUUCUCCCAGCAAAGGCUCAACUAAACGAAGUUCUUCAUUAAACAGACUGAAUAACAAAGUUCCUCUGAAUUCUGAGCAGCCAGUGCCCAAAGGGUUACAGGUGGAGCAAAAAGGAGACACAGAAAAGAAGAGGAGCUCAUCCUUGAGUAGAAUGAGCAGUAACCCCCCGUCUUCUCCUGAAUUAGAAAAUGUGCAAAAGGAAGAAAAAACAGCUCAUCGUUCCCAGUUCAGCCCUCUGGAGAGUAUCAGUCGCCUGCUCGCCCCCACCCAAGCCUCCUUAGCUAGGAGUAAAAGUGCUGCCACUUUAUCGGCUGAUGGCAAAGAUCCCUCAGAAUCUCCCCUCUGUCCUCGUUCAGCUUCCAACAGUUCCAUUGGUUCCCCAGUCCACGUUCCCAAAGUGCCUGUCCGCAGUCGCAGCAUUGAUAGAUUGAAGGUGACUGCCUCUUCGUCAGAAAACAUUUCUCCAGAGUCUACACAGAAGUCAGAGGCAGCAAAGCAGCCCACAUCUUCAGGGAGGCGUGCAGCUUCGCCAUCACUGUCUGGUCCCAGACGAUCUACUUCCCCUGCUAAUGUGGGUAAACGGCCACCAUCUCCAGCUGCAAUAAGACAAAAGCCUCAUCCAAGUUCACCAAAUGUCUUAAGGCAACGGCCUCCAUCUCCUGUUACCGUCUCUAAACCAGCACCAAUACAGCGCCCGUCGCUCACCCCAAAUGUUCUUAAUAUUACCAAAAAGAGAACAGAUGUGGAGUCCAAGCCAAAGGAGCGAGUGGUGGAUGCUGCAGCACAAGAACAAGGGGCACCGUCACACAGCUCAGAGAAAGAAAUCACUGCAACUGCUUCAAAGACCAAAGAAGAUACAAGUAGCAAAACUGCUCCAGGGACCACGACAGCUGAAGAAGCAGCAAGAAUCCUGGCAGAGAAGCGCCGUCUUGCAAGGGAGCAAAGAGAGCGUGAAGACCAGGAAAGAGUUCAAAGAGAAGAGGAAGAAAGAAUCAGAAAAGAAGAAAUGGCUAAGAAAGCAUUUGAGGAGCAGGCACAAGCUGAAGAGGCGCUGCAAAAGCUGGAAAAAGAGAGGAGGAUGGAAGAGGAGGAGGAACAAAGACUGGCCGAGAAGGAAAGAAUCCGGAAGGAGCAGGAAGAACAGGAAAAGCUGGCAGAGCUUCAGCUGCAGCGGGAAGAAGCUGAAGCCAAAGCUCUAGAAGAGGCUGAAAAGCAACGUCAGGAGCGGGAGCGAAUCAUGCAGCAGAAUAUGCAAGAGAGACUAGAGAGGAAAAAGAGAAUUGAAGAAAUCAUGAAGAGGACUCGGAAGGCAGACCAGAAUGAAGCCAAGAAUGAAGAUAAAUCAAAUGAGGAGGAUGAAGAUGUUGAAGAAGAAGAAGAGGAGGAGGAAGAGGAAAUGGGCCUUGAGAAACAAGAUCAGCCUGAAAAGGCAAAGUAUGACUCCUCUUCCCUAGAAGAUGGUUCAGAGAUGGAACAAAAGUAUGCUUCCUUCCAAGACGAAUCCAAAAUAGAGACAGAUGAAGUCUUUGUCAAUGGUGACAGACUGGAGGAAGUUGAUCAGAGAAACGAUGAUGGGGGUUCUGUAUAUUGUCCUCAAACGAUAGAAGCCAGCCCUCCAGCAAAAGAAACGGUUAUUGGGAACUCUGAAAUCUUGGAUAUUAAUGAAGCUGAUCAAUCAGUUGGAUUCAUAUCCAGCCUAAAUGGGAAGCCUUCUGCGUGGAAUUUUGAGGAAAUCAUCGAUCUUGACCUACAUCCUAAGACAACCAGGCUAAGUUCAGAUAGCGUUGCUGCUGAAAUAUCUACCCAGAACUUUAGAGAUGCUACUACAGUGCCUGCAGGUCCCAAGUUGGCGUUUGAGGAAGAAAGUGCCAUGAAUUCCUUGACCAAACCAAUAGAAACUGCAUCAGGUAAUAUUCACUGACAGGGUAGCUGCCUUUCAAUUCAAGCCGAGACAAAAUUUAAGAAACCAAAUCUUCACUCAGUUUAAACUUGGCAGGCUUGUACUGAACUUUGUUUUUUAAGAACAAGGUUCUCCUAAAAGUUGGAGUCUCGAGGGAAUGCAGGGAAAGGAUGCUAGCUCUGAAGUGGGGUGGGAAAUAGGGGGUAGGAUUUAGAAUCACCCCUCCCACUCCGCUGCAACUUAAGCAAUAUGUGCCGUCUCUUAUCCCUUACACCUUUCAGCGAAUUAACUUUGUGGUUAGCAAAAAUGUUUGGCUCAGGGGCCUUCCUAGUGGAAUGUCACCCAUCACCCCAGUCCUUGGCUAAACUGCCUACUCCUUUUCCAAUCUAGUGGAUCCAGGAAGUAGACCCAUUUGAUUUAUGUAUGUGUGAGGACAACCCAUAGGCACUGUGUUGCACAUCAAUAUUUUUUUCUGCGACGUGGAAAGCAUGUGCGUCCAGUUUACUGCACGAAAUGAAACACAGACUUGCGUGCAGGUGUCCCUUGUAGAUCUCCCUGCACAGCCACGGUUCCUUUGGUGGUGUUGUAUAUGCACCUCAAGGGCACUGCCCAACUGGUGCUGAGCCCUGAAACCCAGUUUCGUACAUACAGGGUGUGCUGCUUAGCAGGAGGGUGCUAAAAAGGUUCUCUCUUGCUUUUGAACAGAACUGUGAACACUAGAACCCUGGAAGGCUCCUGACAAGCACUUCAGGAAUCAGGGUUUCAACAAGUCAUGAAGGCCUUGUUUUGGGAAAGAAAAAAAAGCUGCUUGUGAACUUUUGUCCCAGGUUUUGUGCAAAAAGAUAAAAUAAAGUCUAUCCCCCACUUGAGCUUUGCACCUUCAGGGAGUCUCUUUUGCUUGUUGCUAUUAUCAGAUGUCCUUACUGGACCUGUUUAACAAGGUUUCCUUUUUUAAAAAAUAACACUUGUUGCCCUUCUAAUGAAAUGUUCACUAAAAUUGCCAGUGCCUCUUUAAUAUUCCUGUUGGAAUGGAAGACAGGGACUUAUCCUGGAGUGUCAAGCAACCGUUACUCCAUGCAGAAAAUAAAGUGACAUGAUCUAAUGCAUACUAAAACCAAACCCAUUUGUGUCAUGUGUUACUAGCAUAUUAGCCUCAUGUGUUUUGUUGCUGUGGGGAGCAGCAUUUAUGGAGAGCUGGAUUGAAACAGCUCAGAGCGCAUCACCUCGCUUUGGUGUAGGUGAUGCUUGUUUUUUGGUCAGUUUGUUUCUAACAUAUAGUUGAUAUGAUUAAGACACUAUCUUAACAACUCUUGAAAGUACUUGCUCUGACAGGUGGCGAGUUGAAAAAAGUGAACCACGUCAUCAGGGUAUGCUCAAGCAACAUUUGGAACCAACCUCUCCCCUUUUGACAGCAAGCCUGUGGCGACACCAUUGUGACCGGUUUCUGGUGCGCCAUGGGCAUGGUUGUUGUUUAAUCUGACCACAUGCACCUAUUCAAAUGUGGCCAGACAGACCGUGAGACACACCAAGGGUUUCUUAUGCAAAUUGUACGGAAGGAAGGUUGGCACAGUUGAGGUUAAAUUACUCAGUUAAUUUAUUCUUCAGCCUACAUUAAUUUUUGGGGGUGGGAUGGGGGGGCUGAAUCUUGAAGUCACAUUAGCCUUUUCAGGAUACGGCCUUUGACUAAACAACUUAACGAUUUUAAGACUAGCCCAAACCCAAAUGGGCUGAGCAAAUGAGAAGCCUGUUUGCGUUGGCAGUUCACCCCUCUGUGCAACUGCUCAUCUCCCGUACAUUCUUGCAAGGCUUGUGUAGGUGUUGUCCACCCCGUGAAGCGAGUAGUAGCCACAGAGCAGCACUUGGUAGAUGCUUCCCUUUGUGAUGUCGUCAUUGGUUGUGUUUAAACCCAUUCUUUAAAAGGAAAACGUACAACCAUUACAUGUAUUUAAGUUGAUCUUCAUGCCUUGUAAGUAUUAUUAUUUUUUUCUGUGUACAUAAAACCAGUAUUAGACCCUU